Molecule: messenger RNA, 145 nt
Organism: Dentiscutata heterogama
Lineage: Eukaryota; Fungi; Glomeromycota; Glomeromycetes; Diversisporales; Gigasporaceae
Source: the annotation of a GenBank genome assembly
AUGUUGCCGUUUAAAAACGCAAAUAAGGAUUUAUCCGAAGAAACGUUAAUGAAACUUUCAAAUUCUUCAACUACUAUCACUACUUCAGCUAUGGAUAAUGAAUCCUUAUGGAUUGAUGGAAAAUGGAUAAAAGAUUCUACUGACC